AUGAAAUCAAACAAUCUACCAGUUGACCAGAAACAGAGGAAAUUAACUCAGUUAGCAUCAACACACAACCAAUAUCAACCAUUUUCUUCUUAUUAUCUUUGGUAUCUAAUAGACAGAUUUCAUUUUAUCAUUGAUGAUAUUCAAUCAAUUUUAACAUUUACGAAAAACACUUGCUUUAAUGAAUUUGCGAACGAAUUUAUGAACGAAAGACAAAAGGCUGAAUUAGAAGGAAAUAAAGGAAAAAGUUUAUUUUGCAAGAUUUCACUUAAUGGAUCAUAUGGUUACGAUGCAAUGAAUACACAAAAUUACGCAAAGACUAAAAUAAUGAAUGCACAGAAGGCACGCGUUGCAUGUAUGUCAAAUAAGUUUAAAAACAUAAGAGAAAUAGGUGAAGAUACGUAUCAAGUGAUGCUUAAAGAUAGAUUUUAUAGAUGUGAUACAUGUUUACAAGAGGCAUUCUUCACUUUAGAUAACGCAAAAUACUGGUAUUUGGUUUUCAUUUAUGAUUUUAUGUAUAAAUGCAUGAAUGUUAAUCGUUUUCAUUUCAUUGAAGGUGAUACUGAUUCAUCUUAUUGGGCAAUCGCUGGCGACCCAAAUCUUCCUAACACUCAAGCAUUUCAAGCAAUUGUUACUGAUAAACAAUUUUAUGAUAAAAACAUUUACAAAUUCGCACCUUUUGAUUUCUUUUGUUUUAAUGAGAAAUUUAAACCUAAAUUAAAGAAUAAAGCUGAAGAAAAAGCACAUGAGAAGAAGUUAUUGGGUUUAGCAAUUGAGAAACAAGGUGAUAACAUGGUUGCUUUAUGCCCUAAGUGUUAUACAUCAUUCAACGGUUCAAUUGAUGGAAGUGAUUUUAAAAAGAUUGCACAAAAAAUGAAAGGAGUUAGUUUAC
Trichomonas vaginalis G3 is the source of this 889-nucleotide messenger RNA. RefSeq names its product DNA/RNA polymerases family. The transcript has a single exon. Gene Ontology annotation, biological process: DNA replication. Gene Ontology annotation, molecular function: nucleotide binding; DNA binding; DNA-directed DNA polymerase activity. The record is from RefSeq and is a predicted model, not a curated record. Lineage: Eukaryota; Parabasalia; Trichomonadida; Trichomonadidae. The annotation marks the transcript as partial.